CGCCGGCUCUUCUGAGAGCGGCGCGGCCGGAGACCGUUGGUUUGCGCGGCAGUGCUUUUUCAAUCACCGUUUUGUUUUUUUAAGCCAACUCACCAUCCCUGCGCCUGUCAGCGGACAAACUUCCGUCAGCCGUGACCUCUGUAAAAUAGUUUGCCCUGGCCGCAGCCGCUCUGUCGGAGCGACCCGGGACGGACCCCUGCGCGGUGGGAGUGAGUGGGCCGAGGAGCGGCGCCCGGCCGCCGGCGUCGCAGACAGCGCGUCUGGAGAAGAGCCGCCCCGGGGCCCGGGAGUCGUCCGCAGACCGCAGCCUGGCUUCUCCCCGUGGCGAUGCUGCCGGGUGGCACCCCACGGGAGUCUGAAGCUGUUCUUCCGAAGCCCUGGACUCGUUAAACUCCGAGAAAAGUCACCAUCCAUGUAAUGGAUUUUAUAGAUCAUAUUGCUUUAUUCUGAAUAUCAUGGUAACAAUACAGGAAGUAUCCAUAAUUUCUCAUUUCUACAAGUAGUCAUGACUGCUGAAGAAAGAAAGUUUUAAAGCCACAGCACAAUUUACUUGGUACCUUUCAUGGAAUUUCUGAUUUUUUUGUUUGUUUAAUUUUUGGUAACUUUGCUAAAGGUAUGAACCAGCAAAGAACUUAUCUUGUUAGGCAAGUCCACAGUAGUAAGAAUGCCUAGAAGAGGACUGAUCCUGCAUACCCGGGUCCACUGGCUGCUGCUGGGCCUAGCAUUGCUCUGCAGUUUGGUAUUAUUCAUGUACCUUCUGGAAUGUGCCCCUCAAAAUGAUGGAAGUGCAUCUCUUCCUGGUGUCAUUGGGGAAAAUUAUGGUAAAGAGUAUUACCAAGCCCUCCUACAGGAGCAAGAAGAACAUUAUCAAACAAGAGCAGCCAGUCUGAAACGCCAAAUUGCCCAACUAAAACAAGAAUUACAAGAAAUGAGUGAGAAGGUGAGAUCAUUUCAAGAGAGGAAAAAUGCAGGGGCUAAUGGCAUCAGCUAUCAAGGCAACAAAGAGCAAACACCAAGUGACCUAUUAGAGUUUCUUCAUUCCCAAAUCGACAAAGCUGAAGUUAGUGUAGGAGCCAAACUGCCCAGUGAAUAUGGGGUCAUUCCCUUUGAAAGUUUUACCUUAAUGAAAGUAUUUCAAUUGGAAAUGGGUCUCACUCGCCACCCUGAAGAAAAGCCAGUUAGAAAAGACAAACGAGAUGAAUUGGUGGAAGUCAUUGAAGCUGGCUUGGAGGUCAUUAAUAAUCCUGAUGAAGAUGAUGAACAAGAGGAUGAGGAGGGUCCUCUUGGAGAGAAACUCAUAUUUAACGAAAAUGACUUCAUAGAAGGUUAUUAUCGCACUGAGAGAGAUAAGGGCACACAAUAUGAACUCUUCUUCAAGAAAGCAGACCUUAUGGAAUAUAGACAUGUAACCCUCUUUCACCCUUUUGGACCUCUCAUGAAAGUAAAGAGUGAGAUGAUUGACAUUACUAGAUCAAUUAUUAAUAUCAUUGUUCCACUUGCUGAAAGAACUGAAGCAUUUGCACAGUUUAUGCAGAACUUCAGGGAUGUUUGUAUUCAUCAAGACAAAAGGAUUCAUCUUACAGUGGUGUAUUUUGGUAAAGAAGGAUUGUCAAAAGUCAAGUCUAUCCUAGAAUCUGUCACAAGUGAGUCUAAUUUUCACAAUUACACCUUGGUCUCACUGAAUGAAGAAUUCAAUCGUGGACGAGGAUUAAAUGUGGGUGCCCGAGCUUGGGACAAGGGAGAGGUCUUGAUGUUUUUCUGUGAUGUUGAUAUAUAUUUCUCAGCCGAAUUCCUUAACAGCUGCCGAUUAAAUGCUGAGCCAGGUAAGAAGGUGUUUUACCCUGUGGUGUUCAGCCUUUACAAUCCCGCCAUUGUUUAUGCCAACCAGGACGUGCCACCACCUGUAGAGCAGCAACUGGUUCACAAAAAGGAUUCUGGCUUUUGGCGAGAUUUUGGCUUUGGGAUGACUUGUCAAUAUCGAUCAGAUUUCCUGGCUAUUGGUGGAUUUGACAUGGAAGUAAAAGGUUGGGGUGGAGAAGAUGUUCACCUUUAUCGAAAAUACUUACAUGGUGACCUUAUUGUGGUUCGGACUCCAGUUCCUGGUCUUUUCCACCUCUGGCAUGAAAAGCGCUGUGCUGAUGAACUGACCCCUGAGCAGUACCGCAUGUGUAUCCAGUCCAAAGCCAUGAACGAGGCCUCUCACUCCCACCUGGGGAUGCUGGUCUUCAGAGAGGAAAUAGAGACGCAUCUUCAUAAACAGGCAUACAGGACAAAUAGUGAAGCUGUUGGUUGAUGUGAUCAUUAACACAUUACAGUCUGAACCACAAACCAGCACUAUUUAUUUAGCCUUAAUUCUUGUUCCAGAUGCAGUGCCUCUUUCAGAAAAGACGCGUUUGUUUUUCAUGUUCUUUCUGGCAUUACUUUUUCAGUCAACUUAAUAUGAAAAGGAAAAAAAUGGUGUUUCAUAUCAAAGCUUCUGUUUGAUGAGACUACUACACUAUGGAAAAAUUAACUAUUGAAAUCUGGUGUUGGUCUCCAGAGUAAUCUUGAGUUAGUUUCUACCUGGAACCCAUGUUCGGAUUGCAUGUGGGCUUGCAGUACCCUGAUUGCGUCCAAAUAGAAGAUGGAAUGUGCUGGGCUGAUGGUGGGUUGCACACAGCACAUUCCUACAAAAGGGGUGGAAUGCUACAAACAGAUGUAGCACGUAGAUAGGCUCUUCACCUGCUUACCAUUAAGUCAGCCCACUUGGUUUUUAGAUGAAGAGCUUUGGUUGAUAGUGUAAAGAAUCCUUUUUUAUUGAAACAGAUGAUAAUUAAAUGACAUAUUUAAUUAUCCUCAACCAAUCAAGAAAAGGUAGAAAUCAAAGCCCCUUAACUCAAUGUUCUACCCGUUGAAUGUCUUAUUUUUAAAUAAAUGGGUUUUAGUAGAAAAUAAAUUAGAAUCUAAAAAAUAUAUAUAUCUAUGGCUUGAUUAAAAAAUGUAAUGUAUUCUUACAUUAUCAUCAUGUUCAGGAUUAGUAGUCAAAGUUCUAUAGACUGUUUCGAACAAACAAAUAAACAUGGAAGCAUUUUUAACAGAGAAUUUAAUUAUGUUGGAGCACAGAAUACUAGCUAUGUCUGGAGACACUAGUUUAUGUGAGCCCUAUACAAGGACCUUCUUGUGGUAAUUCAGAACAGAUGACUAUAGUAUGGUUUUGUGUGAUUUUUGCUUAGUGUUGUCUCAUUUAGCAUGGAUCCAUAUGUAUUUAUUAUCCUUUAUUUUCUAAUAUGUUGGCAUAGGCUACAUCUGUAUUUGCAUUAUUUUAAUACUUUUGAGUUGAAAGGUGUCCACUGAGGGGAGGG
Molecule: messenger RNA, 3341 nt
Organism: Tupaia belangeri chinensis (Chinese tree shrew)
Lineage: Eukaryota; Metazoa; Chordata; Mammalia; Scandentia; Tupaiidae
Gene: CSGALNACT2
Product: chondroitin sulfate N-acetylgalactosaminyltransferase 2
Exons: 8
Coding region: 665-2293 (542 amino acids)
Cellular component (GO): Golgi cisterna membrane
Molecular function (GO): glucuronosyl-N-acetylgalactosaminyl-proteoglycan 4-beta-N-acetylgalactosaminyltransferase activity
Source: RefSeq, a predicted model, not a curated record